AACCCUUUGGCUUCCCCAGUGGUCCAAUAUCCUCAGGUUCCUGAUUUGGUAUCCUCAGAUUGGUGUACAGGUCUAAGUUGCAUUAUUUACCUCUGUUAAUAUUCCCUCAGUUUCAGAAAUGCUUUUUUUGUGUCAAGAAAAAAUGUUCAUUUAUGUGGAAUUUCCUCAUGCAUUCUAAGAUGGUCCCCUGGGGAUCUAAAUUCUGGUGCUGCUACACAGUUGAUGGUCCCAAACGCUGGUUAAUUUUGAUCGAAAUUCAAAGCUGGGUAACUAGCCAAGCUAUUGCUGUUCAAUGCUUUUGAUAGACAACUGGAUCAGCGUUGAAAAGGAGAGGUUGUUGAAUUGUUCAUGUUCCUCUACUUGGACCAAGAAUGGCUUAGAUAACAGUGAAGCUUGCAAAAUACUGGGUAUAGUUCAGAUCAAGCAGACACUUUAAGCUGUGUCCGGGCAUCUCGGGUCCCAAUGAAGCAAACAAAGUUACGGAAGUAGAGAGUGACAAGUGCAGGAAGCCAAAGGAACAAAGAUAGCAAUGAUUACUAAAGUAUCCAAAGGCGCCACACCAACAUGCAUUCAGAAUCAGUUUCAUCAGCACACCAUUCCAAACCCAACGACACCCAUCUCUAGUGAACAGAAACAAUUUUAACAUAUUGAGGGAGCUCCCCUGGGACGAAGAGAGGGAGAGAGAAUUUUACACUGUUUUGAGCUAAAUUUUACUUUCGAGUCUCCCAAAGAAAUGUAGCUGUUGGCAGUAAAGUUGAAGGAUCGACACCUUUGCUUGUUUGUUUUAUAGUCAGGGAGGUUUUCUCCGCUCAGAUUUAGACCUGUCGCGAGCUAGCAGGCGAGAGAGAGAAUCGUCUUUCUUCUUUGACUUGUUAUUAACACAGCCACAGCUUGGCAGAGCGAACUUGCUGCAGUACUUCAUAGCAAAUCUUUUAUAGCUUUUAAGCUUCCAGUUGAGUUUAACAUGACUUCACAAGACUCGCCUCCAAAUCCAGCUCUAAGUAGCGAGCACUCAUUCACUCUCUCAGACUCCAUUACCGAACAAAACCAUUUCCAAAACCAGCCCUUCGAUGCAUAUGGGUCUUCAUUAAGAGGCCGCGAUCACACACUCCCUCAGUCCUUUGGUGUAUUUCCCUGCAUCCAAUCUCUUGGGGAAAGAAUGUCUAGAUCAAUAGAUCUUGUUCAAGCUUCUACUGUUGGGGAGGAAUCUGAGAUCAGCCACACCCGACAUUUCAUGGAUCUUCUUGGAGCAGCAAAUGAGACCACUCACCAAGCCCAGAGGCUGUCACUUUCUCUGGGCUCUCACGUGCUUGUUCCUUCUGUGCAAUACAGGCAGAGGUCCUUAAGUUCGGAUCUCCUAAGCCCCAGUUACUUAAUGUCUGGAGAAGAAUCACGGGAAGCCUGUAAUCCAGGAAUGGAACAUGUAAGCAACGGGUAUUCUUUCUUGGGCAGUGCAUUUGCUUCUUCUUCAAGCUCACUAAAUCGAACUUGUCCAACUUCAUAUGGAACAGAAUCUUUUGCUGCUGUUAUUCGGAACUCAAUAUAUUUAAGACCAGCUCAGUCCCUUCUGAAUGAAAUUGUUGAUGUCAGCGGAAAAACAAUUGACAUUAGCAAUGGAAAAUAUAUUUCGAAGUUGUAUCGUGGAGGUAGAUUAGGAGCUCUUGGACUUUCUUCUGAACUAAAAGCAGAAUUGUACAGUAAUGGACUCUUAUCAGCUGAGAAGCAAGAGCUUCAAGUUAAAAUUUCUAAGCUUAUCUCCCUUUUGGAGGAGGUUGAUGGCAGAUUCGAUGAGUACUAUAGUCAACUGGAAGAAGUUGUAUCAUCAUUUGAGUUGAUAGCAGGUGUAGGCGCUGCCAAGAAAUACACUGCACUAGCUCUCCAAGCCAUGUCUAAGCAUUUCUGCAGCUUGAGAGAUGCCAUAGUCUCCCAAAUUAACAUCACAAAGAGAAAGUUCUUGCAGGCUUUCCCCAGAAUUAGCACGGGGUUAUCACAACUUAACUUGUUUGAUUCGGAAACUAGACAUACUCGAAUGUCCCUUCAACAGCUAGGAAUGAUCCAAAACCAACGGCAAGCAUGGAGACCCAUCAGAGGGUUGCCUGAGACUUCUGUGACAAUCCUGCGCUCUUGGCUUUUUGAACACUUUCUCCACCCGUAUCCAAAUGAUACUGAAAAGCUAAUGCUGGCAUCACAAACAGGCCUGACUAAGAGCCAAGUCUCAAAUUGGUUCAUAAAUGCUCGAGUUCGGUUGUGGAAACCCAUGAUUGAAGAAAUGUACAAAGAAGAGUUUGGGGACUCUGCAGAAGACUUGAACCCGUUAGCUAGCAAUUCCAUGACGAGGGAAGAUUUCACAGAUCAUGCAGAGGAUUGAACUGAAAUGGUUGAACCAACCAGGCUCAGAAUUUCUUCUACUCCAACAACACUGAGAGGAGUUAGUCUCUAAAGCAGCCUGUUGCAGUUGUGCAAGUUGCCUGCUAAAACCAUUGUCAAAACUGUGUCAUUGUCAGCAUGUUAGUGUCAAUUAGCAUUGGAAUAUGUUCUGGUUCUGUCCUUCUCAUGUCACUAACCCAAAUUGCUGGGUGGUGAAAUCUGUUUGUCAAACUGGCAAGUGUUGUAGAUUUUUCUGCCAAACUUGAGUUAGUGCAGUAAUUAUGAUUAAAAAAAACCUGCAAAAUUAUAAAGGUUGUUUUGGCUC
Messenger RNA from Juglans microcarpa x Juglans regia, 2692 nucleotides. Its product is annotated as BEL1-like homeodomain protein 11. The record is from RefSeq and is a predicted model, not a curated record. Gene Ontology annotation, biological process: regulation of transcription by RNA polymerase II. NCBI's taxonomy places the organism in Eukaryota, Viridiplantae, Streptophyta, Magnoliopsida, Fagales, Juglandaceae. Bases 965 to 2368 code for a protein of 467 amino acids. The transcript has 9 exons. Gene Ontology annotation, molecular function: DNA-binding transcription factor activity, RNA polymerase II-specific; RNA polymerase II cis-regulatory region sequence-specific DNA binding.